CAGCCGCUGAGGCGAGCUCCUCGCCGGCUGCUGGUAGUCGCCGUGAGGGCGGGCGGGCGGACGGACGGGGCCUAUCGCCAUCCUCGCCAUGCCGGAACUGGCGGUGCAGAAGGUGGUCGUUCAUCCGUUGGUGCUGCUCAGCGUGGUGGAUCACUUCAACCGAAUAGGCAAGGUUGGGAAUCAGAAACGUGUGGUCGGAGUGCUGCUGGGAUCCUGGCAGAAGAAAAUACUCGAUGUAUCCAACAGUUUUGCAGUUCCUUUUGAUGAAGACGACAAAGAUGACUCAGUCUGGUUUCUAGACCAUGAUUAUUUGGAAAACAUGUACGGAAUGUUUAAGAAGGUCAAUGCCAGAGAAAGAAUAGUUGGGUGGUACCACACGGGCCCCAAACUGCACAAGAAUGAUAUCGCCAUCAACGAACUCAUGAAAAGAUACUGUCCCAACUCGGUGUUGGUGAUCAUUGACGUGAAGCCAAAGGAUCUAGGGCUUCCCACCGAAGCUUACAUAUCAGUCGAAGAAGUUCAUGAUGAUGGAACUCCAACCUCCAAGACAUUUGAACACGUGACCAGUGAAAUUGGAGCAGAGGAAGCAGAGGAAGUUGGAGUAGAACACUUGUUACGUGAUAUCAAGGACACUACAGUGGGCACCCUCUCCCAGCGCAUCACAAACCAGGUCCAUGGUUUGAAGGGACUGAACUCCAAGCUUCUGGACAUCAGGAGCUACCUGGAGAAAGUGGCAAUGGGCAAACUGCCCAUCAACCACCAGAUCAUCUACCAGCUGCAGGAUGUCUUCAAUCUGUUACCAGAUGUCAACCUGCAGGAGUUCGUCAAGGCUUUUUACCUGAAGACCAAUGACCAGAUGGUGGUGGUGUACCUGGCCUCCCUCAUCCGCUCCGUGGUCGCCCUGCACAACCUCAUCAACAAUAAGAUUGCCAAUCGAGACGCGGAGAAGAAAGAGGGGCAGGAAAAAGAGGAGAGCAAAAAAGAGAGAAAAGAUGAGAAGGAGAAGGAGAAAGAAAAGGAAAAGAGCGAUGCCAAGAAAGAAGAGAAAAAGGAGAAAAAAUGAAACUUGUAGCUUUUUUUAUUUGUAAAUUAAAAUCUUGUCAACUAAAA
Tachyglossus aculeatus (Australian echidna) is the source of this 1110-nucleotide messenger RNA. RefSeq names its product proteasome 26S subunit, non-ATPase 7 (gene PSMD7). The record is from RefSeq and is a predicted model, not a curated record. Gene Ontology annotation, biological process: proteasome-mediated ubiquitin-dependent protein catabolic process. Gene Ontology annotation, cellular component: proteasome complex; proteasome regulatory particle. Gene Ontology annotation, molecular function: protein binding; metallopeptidase activity. Bases 89 to 1063 code for a protein of 324 amino acids. Lineage: Eukaryota; Metazoa; Chordata; Mammalia; Monotremata; Tachyglossidae. The transcript has 7 exons.